AAACAAACCAUCACCAUCGUCUUCUUCUCCACCACACACACACACACACACACACACACGCUUUCGUUACUCAAUCAAUCUGUUGCAAAUGUCGAAGAGCAACGGAGCUCGCAGCUGUCUAGGCUCGAUGGACGACAUCCGCCGAGUCUUCCAGCGGUUCGACAAAAACGGCGACGGGAAAAUCUCCGUCGACGAGCUCAAGGAAGUGAUCCGCGCGCUCAGCCCCACCGCGUCGCCGGAGGAGACGGUGAAGAUGAUGAAACAGUUCGAUCUCGACGGGAACGGAUUCAUCGACAUGGACGAGUUCGUCUCUCUUUUCCAGAUCGGAGUGAACCAAGGCGGAGGAGGAGGAGGAAACAGCAAGAACGAUCUGAAGGAAGCGUUCGAGCUGUACGAUCUGGACGGGAACGGGCGGAUCUCGGCGAAGGAGCUUCACUCCGUGAUGAAGAAUCUGGGGGAGAAGUGCUCUGUUCAGGAUUGCAGGAAGAUGAUUAGCAAAGUUGAUACUGAUGGUGACGGUUGCGUUAACUUCGAGGAGUUUAAGCUGAUGAUGAACAACGGCGGCGCUUGAUGAUCGUCUUUUAGGGAUUGUGUUUGUAUAGAGGGAAUCUAGAAAGUUCUGUUAAUGUUCUCUGUUUAGUGACGGCGUUUUAUAUUUUAGACUCAUGAUGACACAAAACUUUAGUGAUUGCAAAUGUGUAACAACGUCGAUCAUUUUCACUUCUUCACUGUUAAGAUUGUUCUGAUGGGCCUUA
Messenger RNA from Brassica napus (rape), 755 nucleotides. Its product is annotated as calcium-binding protein CML24-like. The record is from RefSeq and is a predicted model, not a curated record. NCBI's taxonomy places the organism in Eukaryota, Viridiplantae, Streptophyta, Magnoliopsida, Brassicales, Brassicaceae. Gene Ontology annotation, molecular function: calcium ion binding. Bases 89 to 571 code for a protein of 160 amino acids. The transcript has a single exon.